Messenger RNA from Hypoxylon fragiforme, 946 nucleotides. RefSeq lists its product as uncharacterized. The transcript has 5 exons. Lineage: Eukaryota; Fungi; Ascomycota; Sordariomycetes; Xylariales; Hypoxylaceae. The record is from RefSeq and is a predicted model, not a curated record. Bases 301 to 834 code for a protein of 177 amino acids.
CAAUGUCUGAUCUGGCUCUGCGCUGCGGAACAUACAUACAUACAUACAUACAUACAUACAUACCUACAUAGUGCAGUAGUUAGAAAAGAAAGGAAGAAAAAGAACAAGCACCAAACUAUUCUCCUCUAAUGAUUUUCCAUCUUCUCCGUCCAUCCUAGCCAGCCAGCCAGCCAGUCAGCCAGCCAGCCAGUCAGCCAGCCAGCCAGUCAGCCAGCCAGCCAGUCAGCCAGCCAGCCAGUCAGCCAGCCAGCCAACCAUCUAUAACCACCAAAAUAGAUAGAUACAUAGAUAGAUACUAAGAUGGCCCCACCCGACCCCGACCUCGAGAGUCACGCGGCGUCGUGUUCGUACUGCGGCACGCCCGCCUUCUCGGACCUGACCCGACCGAUCGAAGUCGCCGACUACACGUGCAGCUCCGCCAACGUCUUUUGGACCCUGCCGCUCCUCGGGCCGCUCCUCGUCGAGAACGAGAGCAGCGACACCCGGGACCAUUGCGCCAAUGAACGCACCUUCCUAUCCUACCUACGCCUAUCCGUCUACAUGGCCAUCGUCGCCAUAGCCAUCGUGCUCUCCUUCCACCUGAAGUCGCAGCCGUCGCCGCUCGAGCUGCGAAUGGCCCGACCCUUGGGGAUAAUCUUCUGGCUGCUGUCGCUGUCCUGCCUAGUCCUCGGCUUCGGCAACUACAUUAAAACCCUAGAUAAGUAUAGUAAGAAAGUAGCCAUAGUCCAAACCGGGUGGAGGACACAAACGAUCAUGUCACUUAUCGCCCUGUCAAUCGUGGGCACUUGUAUAAUCCUACUGGUAAUCGCGAAAGUAGAAGCAGGCCAUCAAUGAACACGCUCAUCAACCGCAGCAGUCUGUCCAUGGAGCUGCCGUGAAAGCUAUAUCUAUAUGUGUGUAUAUAUGUCCACUGGGGGUGGUGUUCCUAACACUCAACCCAUACGCU